AGUAAUGAAGUUCCAAAUAGUUCAUGGUGUGAGCAUGAAGGAUUAAAGAGAAGUGUAAGAUUUCUGAAGGAUGAGGGGUUGCAGUUAGACACCCUUAUAACAGACAGACACAUACAGAAUAACAAGUGGAUAAAAGAAAAUCUUGAUGGAACAAACCACUUCUAUGACAUCUGGCAUGUUGCCAAAGGCACAGGAAAGAAACUCGAUGCUUUAGCCAAGGUCAAGGAUUGUGAAAUUGUUGGUAAAUGGAAGCAGUCCAUCACCAAUCAUAUGUAUUGGUCUGCAGGUUCUACACCAGAUAACAACGGGGAUAUGAUUGUUGCCAAGUGGGAGUCGGUCAUACAGCAUUUGCAGAACAUCCACAACAACCACCCAAAUGCUCUUUUCCGAAGAUGUCUUCAUGAUCCCCUGGAAGAAGAUGACGAGCGGGAAAUAGAGUGGCUUAAUCCUACAAGCAAAGCCUUUGAGCAAUUGGAAAAGAUUCUUUUAAACAAGACCCUCCUAAAAGACAUAUCAAGACUUUCCAGUCAGGAGCAGACUUCUUCGUUGGAGGCAUUUCAUAGCUUGAUUCUCCAUUUUGCUCCCAAGAAUACAGCCUUUUCUUAUCUUGGAAUGUUAUGUCGACUCUACUUGGCUGGACUCCAUAAUAAUGAGAAUUCGGAACGUGACCAAAUGUUCACCAGACAAGGAGAACCAUGCUUCACGAUCAGGUACCCAAAAGGAAGGAAAGGACAAGCUGUUGUACGCCCUGACAAAACUAAGCCUACUUAUGAUUAUGCCAUGCACCUCCAACAAGAGUUGGUUGAUCGAUAUAUCCAAGGGCCAAGCCAACUACGAGAUUCCAUCGAUAAUCUACGUGCUAGGGUACCUAAUUUUCUAUCCGCAAAUGCAGAUCAACCGGACAAGGCAGAGGCUGUGGAGAUGUUCGUGUCCAGAUAUAACAGAUGAUGACACUUUAUACAUCUAUUUGUG
Saccostrea cuccullata (small rock oyster) is the source of this 972-nucleotide messenger RNA. RefSeq lists its product as uncharacterized. The transcript is spliced from 5 exons. NCBI's taxonomy places the organism in Eukaryota, Metazoa, Mollusca, Bivalvia, Ostreida, Ostreidae. The record is from RefSeq and is a predicted model, not a curated record. The annotation marks the transcript as partial.